ACUUUGCUUAAGCAUGCUUUAGUUCAAUCUUGCGAGACUUAAUUUACAGACGCUCACUCUUACGUCUAAACAAUCGCGUAGGAAGGCGUGUUAAGUUGGUAAAUAACAUGCAGCCUGUGUUGGUUUUUUGUUUAUUUGUUACAUUCUGGAAUUUAUCUUCGUGUUCACGUUCAGGAAUUUAUAUCGAUAAUGGGCUCGAUCAAACUGCAAUGGAACGAGCUAUGACUAGAGAUGAAAAGAAAGAAAUGGAAUUAGAAAUUUUAAGUCUCUUAGGAUUGCCUAAGAGACCUAGAAAGAUCAGUAAAAGUCCUUUAAAAAGGUCAGCGCCGAGGUUCCUUCUUGAUAUUUAUAAAACUUUGAUGGAACAAGAUAAUGAUGAAAAUAAUAGGGCAAAAAGAAAUACCGAAGUUUAUCUUAGUGGUGAGGAACAGCAUCAGAUCCACGAAAGUGAUGUUAUUAUGACUUUUGAAAGCUCUAAUGAUCACGUGCCAAGUGUGAGACACGAAAGAGGGAAAAGGCUGUGGUUUAAUGUAAGUGAUGUGCCCGUAGCAGAGGAUGUAGUUGGAGCUGAAUUAAGAAUAUUUAAAAGUUCUGGCAAAGGCAAUAAAAAUCCUGGUAUAAUAUACACUGUAACUGCUUAUCAACUUAUUAAAACAGUGAAUGGCGAGAAAGAAUUAGAAUAUAUAUCCGCAGCUAAUAUAACAGCAGGUUUCGUUGGUUGGAUGAGUUUGAACCUGACACAAUGUUUAGUUACAUGGGUGGCAUUUCCGAAUUCCAAUAAAGGAAUCUACCUGUCAGUACAUCCUUUAGAUAAACCAGGCCAUGAAAUUAGACCUGAAGAUAUUGGACUUAUCACGGUUAAGGCAGAAGAUGAGCAACAACCCUUUAUGGUAGCUUUUCUUAAGGCUGUUAAUAGUGUGAAACCGAGGGUGACCAGGGAAGCCAGAACCAAAAAAGAUACAUUUAAUGGCGUUAUGACCGGAUAUUCGAAGAUUGAUAUGGAUAAUAGACAAGAUUUGAGAAGAAGUUGUCGGAUCGAAACUUUGUACAUCAAUUUUAAAGACUUAUCAUGGACAGAUUGGAUAAUUGCACCAGAAGGUUAUCCAGCUUUUUAUUGUGCAGGAGAGUGCAAUUUUCCACUAAAUGCACAUAUGAAUGCCACCAACCAUGCCAUAGUACAAACUUUAGUACACUUGAUGAAUCCUCAAAGGUUUCCAAAACCAUGCUGUGCGCCAACAAAACUAAAUCCUAUUUCUGUUUUGUAUUACCUUGAUGACCAGAAUGUCAUAUUAAAGAAAUAUAAAAAAAUGGUUGUGAAAAGCUGUGGAUGCCAUUAAGUUAAUAAUUUUGGAAUUAUUGUACAAAUGUAAAUAUUUUUUAUAUCUAGUACAUCAUAUUGUGUUUAUAUAUUUGUACCUCUCAAACUAAUUUAUUUUCUUAUUGAAAUUAGUACUGAAAUUGUAAUCAUUAACAGUAGUUCUUAAAUUAUUGUAUCAAUUGAUACAUUCUCAGUUCAGAGAAAGAUUCACUAUAUGGAUGACUUGCAAAGGAUAAAUAGAAAGGAAUAAAACACUUGCAAAGAAAUGAUAGUUAAAAUAGGGCACAUGUGGAUAUACCAAUAGUGAUUAUAAGAUAAGAUUAAUAUAUGAAUAAGAAUUAAAGUAUCUUUCACUCUCAACUAUACAAAAUUAAGAAUAGAAAAUGUUUCUAUAUGUUCUCUUGAUACUGAAUAUUUCAAAUGAUUACGGUUCUCAAGAUUGCCCAAAUGUUAAAUGGCGACAAUCAUGAGUUUAUAGCAUUUAUUGACAAUUCUACAACGGUUGUUACCUUAUCUAUAAAUUUAAUGAAACACUCAAUCUUUCAAUUUAAGCCGUGGAUUUCCACUAAUACGAAUUCUUGACACAAUCUCCAAUAUCCGAGUGUCGAAUUCUAGAUUUUUAAAUAUCCAAACAUAAGAUUCUCUCUACUGCUUUUAAACAAAAUACUUUGAUUUUUUUCUCCAGAUCUCAUUCUAUUUAUAUAUUACUCUGUCAUAAGCAUACUAUUAUUUAUCUUCCCAAAGAUAUUCAAUGUUAUUCUAGAUUAUUAUCAAUACUAAACCACAUUAUAUACAUCUUUAUCAAAUUCCAAAUUGACGAUUAUAGUGAUUUCUGAUCCUACUUUAUGUCUUCUGUUAUUGAUUUUAUCUAAAACUUCGUUGAAAUAUUUCAGGAUAAAUAAUUGAAAGCGAAUCGGGAAUUUAUAAUAAAGUAACUACAGAAACUUUAUAAAUGAGGAAAAAUUGUACCUUAGAAUGGAAAUCAAAAGAGGGGAAGGGUUAUUACAUUUUUCGAUAUUUUACAUGAAAGAAUUGUUCUAAACGGGGCAGAUUGAAGCGAAAAGGACCAUAUUUGAUGAUCCUUAUGUAAUAGUGGUAUUUAGUUAAUACAAUAUAUUCAAAUUUGAAAGUAAUAAUUUUCUUAAUCGUUAAUACCAAGUUAGAGACAUCAGAUAGACAAUUUUUUUUAAAAUUUUGAUAAAUGAAAUGUGUAUGUUUAUAUUUUUGAUUCUUCAGUAUCAUUCGGAGCUUUAAUUGAAAUAUUUCCAUGAUAGGAGCAUUUAUUAACUUUCUUCAAUUUAAAAUUAAAGAAGAAAAGUGUAUGGUACAGUAACAACAAAUAAACAUUACAAUGGAUUGAAUUUUUAUUGUUCUCAUACAUGUGGUGAAGACAGAAAUAAUUUUAAUUUAAUAACCUACAUAUAGAUUAAAUAAUUAGAGGAGAGUGAUAAAAUUGUGAUUGGCAAUAUAAAACUGCUUUUUAUCGUUUUUAGAACUUACUUCUAUAGUAAAUGAUAUAAUGUAAAGUUGAUAAAUUAUAUGUAAAUGUAAAGUUUAGAAUGUUUCUAUAGCCUUAUAAUAAAAUGAAUGUAUUCUG
Diorhabda sublineata is the source of this 2915-nucleotide messenger RNA. It is a transcript of the gene gbb, whose product is annotated as protein 60A. Lineage: Eukaryota; Metazoa; Arthropoda; Insecta; Coleoptera; Chrysomelidae. Gene Ontology annotation, molecular function: cytokine activity; growth factor activity. The record is from RefSeq and is a predicted model, not a curated record. The coding region runs from base 108 to 1337 and encodes 409 amino acids. Gene Ontology annotation, cellular component: extracellular region. Gene Ontology annotation, biological process: SMAD protein signal transduction; BMP signaling pathway. The transcript is spliced from 6 exons.